GUUUUAUUAAGACCCAUUUGUGUUAAAAACGAACUAACAAACGGACGUGUCAGAACUAAAGUGAGGGACCCUUUAAACGCCAUCGAUAUGGUUUGGUUUAAGUUCAAGUUUAAGUCUAUCUUCUUUACUUAUAUAUUUUUAUUCAACGUUUGUACGAAAUCACUACCAACUAAUAAAUCAAAAUCAAUAGAAAAUUUUAAUAUCAAUUCUGAUACAAAAACUGCUGGAGAACUCUUUAAAAAUCAAAGUGAUAAAAAUGCGGAUGUAAAUAAACAUAUGUCUGGCAGUGAUGGGCCUGUGAACGCAACACGUAGUGCUUUAUUUAGAAGUAUUAGACCAGGUCAAACUGUACGUUCAUAUGCAGUAGAAAUAACAGUCAAUGGAAAUUCAUUCAAUGGACGAGCUGUACUGGAUGUUCUAUUAACCGCAGAUACUAGAGAAAAUUCUAUCGUUCUUCAUGCUGAGGGUUUAAUUAUCAAUUCAGUGAAAGCAGGAAUUUUAGGUGGAUCGAAUAUCAAUGGCGUCAGCUUCUUUAAUAAUGGUGGAAAACUUGAAAUCUAUCCAAUUACGGCGGCAAUGGUAUAUUCUAUUAUCAUAGAGUACAGUGGACAACUAUCAAACAUAGGACGUGGCCUCUAUUUGGGAGGAAGCAACCAAAACACCUAUUUGGCAAUGAAUCUAUAUCCAACGUACGCAAGACGUGUGUUUCCAUGCAUGGACGAGCCUACAGAAGCAUCUACAAUCUCCUUCUCAUUUGUAGGUCUAGAUUACACUCAUCUAGUAUCUAACUCUAUGCUAGUAGAAAACAGCCCAAGCCACUUCCGUCCAUUGAUAGGCCCGCCGCACCUUUGGGGCAUGAUUGCGCACAAUUUUAUAAAUAUUAACACGCCGACUGCCAAUGUUAUGUUAUUUUCAAGACCUGGUGUUUCUAACCAAGAUUCACAAGCCUCCAUAGCUAUAAACUCAUUCUUCAAUAAUUUAAAUGAAUGGACUCAAAAACCUUACUUCGAAGUGAUACAGAAUCAAGAUGGCCGAAUGAACAUAAUCGUGCUACCUGAUGUAUCUACUGACUGGAACUCACUCUCUAUCAUCGGUAUUUGGGAGCCCUACGUCUUCAUGGAACAAGUUCAUGCAGUGAAACAAAGGGUAAUAGCACUUACUGAAAUAUCAGAAGCUAUGUCGAGACAAUGGUUCGGAUAUGUGAUCUACCCGGAGAACUGGAGGCACGAAUGGGUCGUCGCAGGAUUCACGUCAUACUCGGCGUAUGAAAUGAUGAGGCUGUUCCAGGGGGACAAUAUUGGCACUGAUAUAAAUUUACUAGACGUUAAUACAUUAUUCGUAACUGAAGUUAUACAAGAAAGUUUGCUACGCGAUGCCUACAUCAACUCCAAUCCAUUGGAACCUGCAGACAAUCUUUUUGAUGAAAAUGCAAUAAGGGAUCAUGUAAAUGGACUCGUUAAGUUAAAGAGUGCUGCGGUUAUGAGAAUGAUCAGACUUGUACUCGGUGACGCAAAUAAAGACUUCAUUCAGAUAGCAGCGAGAGCACUCCUUAAUGUGCGAUCUCUAAAUACUGUAAACUCAAUGACCUUCAUAGACGGAAUAAACAGUGAAUUACUGGGAAGUAACAAUAACGUGAUAAAUAACUUUGGCGAAUUUUUAAAACCAUGGAUAGAAAACAGUGGGUAUCCAGUUUUACAAGUACUAUUCAUAUCUAGGACAAUUUGGCUGGCACAGAUACCUUUCGCCUUCACCCAUAAAGAGUCCAGUGACUAUCGCCUACCCAUAACCUACACGACGAGCGUUGAAAAGAACUUUGAGAACAUUCAUCCCCAAUUUAUGUUAGAUAGAAAUCAAAUAUUAGACAUAUUCCUAAAUGAAGAAGAUUGGAUCCUUUUCAAUAUUCAAGGACAAGGUUAUUAUCGUGUAAACUAUGAAACUUCACUUUGGGAAAGAAUAAUCAAAGCUCUGGAAGACCCUGAGAAAAGAAAAGAUAUCCAUCCCUUAAAUCGUGCGACUCUUGUAGACGAUGCUCUUAAUUUGGCUAGGGCUGAACAUUUAGACUACGAAAUGGCACUUAGAGUAGUUCUAUCUAUGGAACAUGAAACUGAAUAUGCCGUGUGGAAGGCUUUUGUCAGAAAUAUGAAUUUCUUGAAGAAACGAUUAGAAGCAUACGUUUUUGAUAAUCAAGAUUUGGAUUCUGACAUAUAUAUGAGAAUGGUCCGUAGAACAAUAACAGCUUUUGAAAGAGAAAUAACGUUCUACCCUGAUACAUCUAUAACUGAGCCAGCAAUGACCUCAUUGACUCGAGGUCUGGUGAUGGACCACGCUUGUAGAGCUGGAUACAGACCUUGCAUCGCUGCAGCAGUCGACUGGUUCUACGAUCCUAACAAUAAAGAAAAAGUAAAUCCUAACAUCCCACACGACAUCAGACCAGCAGUAUAUUGUACUAUGGUGAGAGAAGGUGGUGAUGAAGUCAUAGAAGCUCUAUAUAACAGGCUGGAUAUCGAACCGACCCAUUACGAGAGAGUCGUCAUUUUGGAGUCUCUAGGAUGCUCAAAUGAUCCCGAUUUUAUUCAUGGACUACUCAUGCAAACUAUAACAGCAGAUAGUCCAUACGGUGUAGAAGAACGAGUGAAGAUUUUCGCUGCAGUGGCAGAAAGCAGUUACACGAAUGCAGAUCUAGCUCGUGAUUUCAUGAGGUUGAGAGUCAAUGAAAUAAGAAACAUGUAUGGCGUUGAGAAACUUGAAGAGUUGAUAUUUGUUCUCGCGGAAAAUAUGGCGGACAGUGAUUUAAGUAAAGAAUUUGGAAUCUGGGUGGAAAGUCCGGACAACAACCUAAGUAACUCACAAAUGACUGCUGAGCGUGCACUCGCGUAUGUGUAUGAAAAUCUGAAGUGGGAAGAGCAGCAUAUAAAUAAUGUUUAUGAAUCUAUUUCUCACGUCGCUCCUACUGAUCCUGUCGAUCCCGUCGAUCCUGUCGAUCCCGUUGAUCCCGUUGAUCCCAUCGAUCCCGUUGAUCCUAUUGACCCUGUUGAUCCUGUCGAUCCAGUAGAUCCUGUUGAUCCGGUAGAUCCAGUUGACCCCGUCGAUCCUGUCGAUCCUGUUGAUCCUAUCGAUCCCGUUGAUCCCGUUGAUCCCGUUGAUCCCGUUGAUCCCGUCGAUCCCGUCGAUCCAGUUGACCCUGUUGAUCCCGUAGAUCCGGUAGAUCCAGUUGACCCCAUCGAUCCUGUCGAUCCAGUUGACCCUGUUGAUCCGGUUGAUCCAGUUGAUCCUGUUGAUCCAGUUGAUCCAGUCGACCCCGUCGAUCCCGUAGAUCCGGUUGAUCCAGUUGACCCCGUCGAUCCUGUCGAUCCAGUUGACCCCGUCGAUCCUGUCGAUCCAGUUGAUCCUGUUGAUCCGGUAGAUCCAGUUGACCCCGUCGAUCCUGUCGAUCCUGUUGAUCCUAUCGAUCCCGUUGAUCCCGUUGAUCCCGUUGAUCCCGUUGAUCCCGUCGAUCCCGUCGAUCCAGUUGACCCUGUUGAUCCCGUAGAUCCGGUAGAUCCAGUUGACCCCAUCGAUCCUGUCGAUCCAGUUGACCCUGUUGAUCCGGUUGAUCCAGUUGAUCCUGUUGAUCCAGUUGAUCCAGUCGACCCCGUCGAUCCCGUAGAUCCGGUUGAUCCAGUUGACCCCGUCGAUCCUGUCGAUCCAGUUGACCCCGUCGAUCCUGUCGAUCCAGUUGAUCCUGUUGAUCCGGUAGAUCCAGUUGACCCCGUCGAUCCUGUCGAUCCUGUUGAUCCUAUCGAUCCCGUUGAUCCCGUUGAUCCCGUUGAUCCCGUUGAUCCCGUCGAUCCCGUCGAUCCAGUUGACCCUGUUGAUCCCGUAGAUCCGGUAGAUCCAGUUGACCCCAUCGAUCCUGUCGAUCCAGUUGACCCUGUUGAUCCUAACGAUCCAGUUGACCCAGUUGACCCUGUUGAUCCGGUUGAUCCAGUUGACCCAGUCGAUCCUGUCGAUCCGGUUGACCCUGUUGAUCCGGUUGAUCCGGUUGAUCCGGUUGAUCCGGUUGAUCCAGUUGACCCGGUCGAUCCUGUCGAUCCAGUUGAUCCUGUUGAUCCCGUAGAUCCAGUUGACCCGGUCGAUCCAGUUGACCCUGUCGAUCCCGUAGAUCCCAUCGAUCCGGUUGAUCCUAUGGAUCCCGUCGAUCCCGACGGUCCAGCUGAUCCCGUUACUGCAAGUCCUUUUGAUCCAAACCACACGUCCACUCUUGUUUCGUCACUAGUAACACUCUAUGUACCUAUCAUUGCUAUAAUGCUACAUCGAUAGAGUCAUUUUUUCACAAGCUUUAUAAUUAGUAUGCACAAAUUUAAUAUGUGCUAUUUCAUAAAUAAUGUAGGUUGAUCCUGUCGAUCCAGUUGACUUACAGUGAAAAAAUAAUCAAAAAAUGAGAAUAUAGCCACUAAAUAUUGUAAAAUAAAAAACUAAAUUUUAAAUACUGAAAACAAAAAAAAUAUUAACUUUAUUUUGUUUAUCCUUUAUGGCUGGUAAAUAAAUUUUAGGGCAGCAUCUAACUGGCGGUGAAAAGUUUUGUAAAAUACAGAUAAAAGGGUGUAAAAACUAAU
Messenger RNA from Spodoptera litura, 4595 nucleotides. RefSeq names its product membrane alanyl aminopeptidase-like. The record is from RefSeq and is a predicted model, not a curated record. Gene Ontology annotation, biological process: peptide catabolic process; proteolysis. Gene Ontology annotation, cellular component: cytoplasm; membrane. NCBI's taxonomy places the organism in Eukaryota, Metazoa, Arthropoda, Insecta, Lepidoptera, Noctuidae. Gene Ontology annotation, molecular function: metalloaminopeptidase activity; zinc ion binding; peptide binding.